AUGGAAAAUCGUAUUUCGAGUAUUCGAUUGACAUUGAUCAAUGAUGAUGAUCCUUAUUUACGUUCGUUAACCUAUUUCAUCCGAACCGGAAUUCAAGGCUCUAAUGCUAUACUUCGUUUAGGAUCGUUUAUGUUGAAAGCGCAUCAAUACGACAAAGCCAAAAAUAUUUUCGAAUUUGUCCUUAGUGAUUCGACACUCAAAAGUAAAGAUGAACUUGUCUAUAUCCAAGAUUCCCUUGGAAGAAUCUAUGAUGAGAAAAAUGAUUGGAAAAAAUCACUUGAGCAUUAUAAGAAGUCACUUGACAUUAAAUUAACCUAUCUGACUGAUGAUGAUCCACACUUGGCUUUGGCUCAUACUCAUCUUGCUUCUCAGUUAGAAAAAAUGGGCAAAUUUGAUUCGGCAAUGGAGCAAUAUCGAUGUGCACUUGAUAUAGAGCUGAAAUCUCCCGUUCCAGAUAAAAAACAAUUGGGUAUGUGUUAUAUGAGCAUGGGUGAUCUACUUCGUCAGCUUAAGCAUUUCGACGAAGCACGUACGAAUCUUAAGAAUGCUUUAAAGAUUCAACAUGACAUUCUUCCAUUUACUCAUCCUGAUUUGACUAAAACACGCAGUCAUUUAUUUGAUGCUUGUUAUUCAAUGGGUGAUUAUCUUACAGCACUUGAACAAGCUAAAGCAUUACUGCGCAUAGCCCAAAAAUCCUAUCCAGCCAAUCACUUUCAGAUUGCCAUUGCUCAUAAUAAUAUUUCUACUGCUUUAGAUAAACUCGAACGAUAUCAAGAAGCACUCGAAGAAGUUGAAAAAGCGGUAAAAAUUGGACAACAUACUUAUCCAUUGGGCCAUCCUGAAAUGAGUGAGAUAGAGAAUUUGUUAGAGAUAGUUCGCUGGAAGAAUGCUCAACUCGUUGAUCUUCACUAA
Rotaria sp. Silwood2 is the source of this 912-nucleotide messenger RNA. The record is from the annotation of a GenBank genome assembly. NCBI's taxonomy places the organism in Eukaryota, Metazoa, Rotifera, Eurotatoria, Philodinida, Philodinidae.